AUGCCUCCACACGACUUAGGAGGUCCUUCAGGAGGAAAUAUUCCAUCGACUGGUGCACCGCAUGAACCGAAACACCCGAUAUACAACAUAGUACCCACCGAUCCUGAUCACUGGCCACAAGCGAAAGAUGGCAAUCCGAACCCUCUGGCUCCCGAGGUGCGAGCUGCAGUGGGGGCUCUUCGAAGGGUCGGUGCGAGCUUGGGAUGGCCCGACGACCGAGGCAAUCCGCCAACCGACGUCUUGGACUGCCUUCAAAACGCCUUCAGCUUCCAAUCUGGUAACGUUAUCAACCAGAGGGAGCAUCUGGUUCUUCUGCUAGCCAACACUCAGAUGCGAAUUCGGCCGUUGGAUCCCCUUGAAGCGGAGCCUCUGCUUGACCCGAACGUGAUCACGCUGGUGUGCGACCAGCUGUUGAGCAACUACAAGUCCUGGUGCACAUACGUUGGCAAGAAAACCAGCAUCAUUGACGACUCGGCUCUGGUUGGUCGCAAGAGGACAUCCCCCCCUACAGGCAGCACCGAUAUAGUCUAUUGCUCCCUCUUCCUGCUCAUAUGGGGCGAGGCAGCCAACGUCCGCUUCCUCCCGGAGUGCCUCUGCUACAUUUUCCACCAUCUCGCAACAGAGACGAACGAGCUGAUGACCCAGUCCGCCAGGGCUCUUUCUCGCGACCGCAGCAUUCCCAGCCAGCCGUACGGGUUCCUCAACACCAUUAUUCAGCCGCUCUACAAUGCGAUUAAAGGAGAGGCGGACAGCAAUGUGGGUGGCAAGCUGCCGCACGCCAAGUGGCGCAACUACGACGACUUCAACGAGUUCUUCUGGUCGCCACGCUGCUUCGACCGCCUCUCGUGGCCGCCCAACCAGUCUGCUGUCUUCUUCAUCCCCCCGAACAAGACGGGCCACGAGGGUGGCAAGACGGGCUUUGUGGAGCAGCGCACCAUCCUCAACAUGUUCCGCAGCUUCGACCGCGUCUGGAUUCUCCUCAUCUUCGCCUUCCAGCUGAUGUUCAUCACGGCAUGGAAGGCGGAGGACAGCAACCCCUUCACGUACCUGGCUGGAGACAGGGAUACUGUGGCGCUGCUGCUCACCUGUUUCAUCACAUGGGCCGGAAUCAACCUCUUCCUUGCUCUGGCGGACAUGGUGAUGGAGUGGCGACUCAUCCGCCCUUCCAACAUGCGCUUCAACGUCCGCCUGUUGCUGCGCCUCCUCGUUGCCAUCGCUUGGUGCAUCGUCUUCACCACCCUCUACCUCAUGAUGUGGAAUGCACGCAAGGCAGCCACCUACUGGUCGCCCACAGCCAACACAGCUCUGUUCACGUUCCUCAUAGCAGCGCUCGUCUUCAUGACCCCGCACCUGCUCGGCAUCCUGCUCUUCCUCACGCCUGAAAUCAGCCGCCGCGUGGAGGCCUCCAGCUCCUCCUUCAUCCGUAUGCUCGUCACCUGCCUCGAGGAUGACAACUUUGUGGGCAGGGGAAUGCGUGAAGACACAUGGGACUCCAUCAAGUACUCCAUCUUUUGGCUCCUCCUCCUCGCUGGGAAGUUCGCCUUCAGCUACUUCCUCUUGAUCCGGCCUAUGGUGGAGCCCACCAAGGCGCUGCUCAACACAACCAUCCACUACACCUGGCCGGAGCUCUACAAAUCAGGCAAUUACGUCGCUGUCUUCUGGCUCUGGGCACCAGUUGGUGUGAUUUACAUCAUGGAUCUUCAGAUAUUCUACGCCAUUUUCUCCUCGGUUGUGGGCUACAUCAUGGGUGUCUUUGCUCAUAUCGGGGAGGUGAGCCACGUGAAGCUGCUCACUCUGCGCUUCCGCUUCCUGCCCCGCGCCAUGCACCUCAACCUGCUGCCGCCCUCCACCAACGCCCAGCGCCGCGGUGGCAUGCGCAGCGCCAUGGCGCGCAUGUGGAACCGCAUAAUCAUGACCUACGGGCUCGUCUCGCCAGACACCUGGGAGACGGACGAGCGGUGGGUGGUGCUGUGGAACAGCGUCAUCGAGAGCUUCAGAGAGGAGGAUCUGCUGUCUGACGCCGAGUUGAAUCUCCUCUCUAUCCCCGAGGCCUACACAACGGCCACUGUCUCCCGCUGGCCCAUUGUGCUGCUGGCCGAUCAGGUGGUGAAGGCCACGACCAUUGCCGGCAGGUGGAAGAACUCCUCCUCGUCCCUCUGGCGCCGCCUCUGCUCCUCCGACUUCUGCCGCUGCGCCGUGCUCGAGACCUUCGCCCUCUUCCGCCUUUUACUCUCCCACCUGCUCAUCGCCGGCACGCCAGAGCACCGCAUGGUGCAGCAGCUGCUGGCGGAGAUCGACGGUGCGGCAAGUGGCGCAGCAGGGGAGGCGCACACAGACAGGGACUUUGUGGAUGACUUCAACCUGGGGAAGCUGCCCGCCAUGCAGGCCAAGCUCGUUGCUCUCACUGCGUUUCUGCUCGGAGGACCCACCGAGGAAGAACUUCCCAAGGCCAUCAUGCUGGUACAGAACCUGCACGAGGUGGCGGUGAGAGAUUUCUGGAGCGCCGGCAACUACUCUCUCCUGCUCUCCAAGGGCGUCAUCCCGCGCUCCACCCCCCCUGCCUCGCCGCUCUACGUGGGCGCCAUCCGCAUGCCCGACCCCUCCGACCCCACCUACUUCGCCCCGCUGCAGCGCCUGCACUCCCUGCUCACCUGCCAGAACGCCAUGGCUACCAUCCCUGCGAAUCCCGAGGCCAGGAGGAGGGUUACGUUCUUCUGCAACUCGCUGUUCAUGGCCAUGCCGCCCGCACCGUCGGUGCAGCGCAUGCGGUCGUUCUGUGUGAUGACGCCGUAUUACAACGAGUCGGUGAUGUACUCGCCGGACGAGCUCAGGCGGCCCAAUGAGGAUGGUAUCUCGCUGCUCUACUACCUCCAAAACAUCUUCCCAGACGAGUGGAAGAACCUGGAGGAGCGGCUGGGGGUGCGGGGCAGGGAGGUGUGGGAGUUUGACGACGGUGCUGAGGUGUGCAGAUGGGCCUCCUACCGCGGGCAGACCCUCGCUCGCACCGUGCGCGGCAUCAUGUACUAUCACAGGGCACUGGACCUGCUCUCCUACUUCGACACUGACCCAGACGCCCCUCCCACCCAAGGCCGUGAGCUUUAUUCCAAGCGCCAAACCACCGCCGCCCCUCCCGCUGAAGAAAUGUCCGCUGCUGCUGCCGCCGCUGCUGCCGUCGCCUCCGCCUUUGGUGGCAGCGGGAGGAUGCCAGACGCGGGGUGGGAUUCCCAAGGUUCGGUGGAGCACAUACGGGAGCAGAUCUCGCAGCAUCUCGGGCAGCAGCGCGAGUACGACCCCCAGUUUUCUCUCGCCGACGUGAAGUUCACGUAUGUGGUCGCGUGCCAGAUUUACGGCGAGCACAAGCGCAAGAACGACCCAAAGGCGCGGCACGUUUUGGAGCUCAUGCAGGAGAAUCCGGCGCUCAGAAUCGCGUACGUGGACGAGCAGCCGCCCGCUCUGGGAUCGGGCGGCGGGACUCGGUACUACUCCGUCCUGGUGAAGUGGGACCAGUGGAAUCAGCGCGAGGUGGAGAUUUUCCGCGUGCAGUUACCCGGCCCGAUCAAGAUCGGCGAGGGCAAGCCGGAGAACCAGAACCACGCCAUCAUCUUCACGCGUGGGGAGGCGCUGCAGACAAUCGACAUGAACCAGGACAGCUAUCUGGAGGAGGCGCUGAAGAUCCGAAACUUUCUGGAGGAGUUUUCGGAGUCGAGAAGACGGAUUCUGGGGAUGAGGGAGCAUGUGUUCACGGGCAGUGUGUCGUCUCUGGCGGCGUUCAUGUCGGCUCAGGAGACAGCGUUUGUCACCAUUGGGCAGCGCGUACUGUACAACCCUUUGAAGGUGCGAAUGCACUACGGGCAUCCGGACGUGUUUGACCGCGUGUGGUCGCUGGCGCGGGGUGGCAUCAGCAAGGCAUCGCGAGUGAUCAACAUCAGUGAAGACAUUUUUGCAGGCUUCAAUACCACUCUGAGGCGUGGGGCGAUCUCGCACCACGAGUACAUUCAGGUUGGAAAGGGCCGUGAUGUGGGUUUGAACCAGAUCUCUCUCUUUGAGGCCAAAGUAGCAAGCGGCAAUGGAGAGCAGCUGCUGUCGCGGGACGUGUACCGGCUGGGCCACGGGCUGGACAUAUUCCGCCUGCUCUCCUUCUACACCACCUCCAUCGGCUUCUUCUUCAGCACUGCACUCACCGCCAUGGCUGUGUACGCCUUCCUCUGGGGGAGGUGCUAUCUGGUGCUGUCGGGCGUGGAAGAGACGAUUUCGUCGUCGGACAACCAGGCCCUAUCUGCCGCCAUCAACCAGCAGUUCCUCGUACAGAUCGGGCUAUUCACGUCGCUGCCAAUGCUGAUGGAGCUGAUACUGGAAAAGGGCACGGGGGCAGCCAUUUGGGAGUUCCUGCUCAUGCACGUGCAGCUCUGCUUCGCCUUCUUCACCUUCUCCCUCGGCACGCGCGCUCACUACUUCCUGCGCACACUCAUGCAUGGCGGGGCCAAGUACCGGGCAACAGGGCGUGGGUUUGUGGUGAAGCACGAGCCAUUCGCGGAGAACUACCGGCUGUACUCGCGCAGCCACUUCAACAAAGCAGUAGAACUCCUCCUCUGCCUCAUCAUCUACAUGCUCUACUCCUCCCUCCGCGCCUCCACUGCCUACUGGCUACUCUCCCUCUCCGCCUGGAUCCUCGUGCUCUCCUGGCUGCUCGCCCCCUUCGCCUUCAACCCCCUGGGCUUCGACUGGCUCAAGUGCUGCGAUGACUGGGAGGAGUGGACGGCCUGGUUGUGGGCUAAGGGCGGGAAGGGCGUGACGGAGAAGCAGGCAUGGGUGGCGUGGUGGGACGAGGAGAGGGCGCAUCUGAAGACGACGGGGUGGGGGGGGUGGAUCGUGGAGACGCUGCUGGCGUUGAGGUGGUUCUUCUUCCAGUAUGCUCUCGUGUACCGGUUGGACAUGGCGAAUGCGAGCACGAGCAUCCUGGUCUACGUGUACUCAUGGCUCUUCAUCUUCGCAAUGGGCCUCUUCUGGAUCUCCCUCACUCUCUGCGACCUCUACCUCUCCAUACGCGCCCACCGCCUCCACCGCGCUGUCAAAACCACCAUCUGUCUCGUCUUCCUCGCAGCUUUCAUAACCGCUCUCUCCUUCACAAAACUCUCCUUUUCAGACGUUUUCCUACUUCCUCUGGUAUUCCUCCCCACGGGAUGGGGGUUCCUGCAGCUGACUCUGGUGGUGGCUGGGGCCGAAGCAGCCAUGGGGUUGGUGGGGGAGAUCCUGGGUCAUCCAGAUGAGUUCAUGCCGUUGCUGCGGAUUCGGCACAUGGCGAAGAUGGUGUCGAAGCUUCCCGACGACGAGGAUUUCGCCUUCUGCUACGGCAUGCUCAACCGCGUCAGCAGAAGCUUCGCCUUCGUCAUUCAGCAGCUGCACCCGCUGCUGCGCGACCCGGUGUGCAUCUUCUACCUCGUCCUACGCGCUCUCGACACAGUCGAGGACGACAUGGCAGUGCCAAUAGACGAGAAGGUCCCCAUCCUCAUCGACUUCCACCAACACAUCUGCGACCCCGACUGGAAAUUCGUCUGCGGCAGCAAGGACUACAAGGACCUCAUGCAGCGCCUGCACCACGUGCGCCACGCUCUUGAGAAGCUGGAGCCCCGGUACAAGGCAGUGAUUCUGGACAUAACGAGGCGCAUGGGAGCAGGGAUGGCGUCCUUCAUCACCACCGAGGUGGAGACAGUGGCACAGUACGACGAGUACUGCCACUACGUGGCGGGGCUGGUGGGCAUCGGGCUGUCGGACCUCUUCCAUGCCGCCAACUUGGAAGAAGCGUUUGAGGAGUCCCUCUCCAACUCCAUGGGCCUCUUCCUGCAGAAGACCAACAUCAUACGCGACUAUCUAGAGGACAUAACAGAGGAGCCCGCUCCUCGCAUGUUCUGGCCCAAAGCCAUCUGGGGCAAGUACGCUGCACGCCUGGAGGACUUCAAGGAUGUGGAGAGCAACGGAGCAGCGGCAGUGAAGUGUGUGAACGAGCUGGUGACCAACGCGCUGGGCCAUGUGAGCGACUGUCUCACCUACAUGCACCGCCUCCGAGACCCGCAAGUCUUCCGAUUCUGUGCCAUUCCCCAGAUCAUGGCCAUGGGCACGCUCGCACUGUGCUACAACAACAUUGGCGUCUUCCAAGGCGUGGUCAAGAUGAGAAAAGGUCUAGCGGCGAAGGUGAUGGAGCAGACGUGGAGCAUGGCGGACGUGCGCUCCUCAUUCACAGACUUUGGCUUCGAGAUCCUGAAAAAGGACAAAACCGGAGGUCCUUUCGGAACCAUCCGCAAGCCGGAGGAGCUGGCGCACGGAGCGAACGCUGGUCUCAAGUGGGCUGUUGACGUCCUUGAGCCCAUCAAGGCCAAGUACAACAUCCUCUCUUACGGAGAUCUCUACCAGCUUGCUGGAGUCGUCGCUGUGGAGAUCACUGGAGGCCCAGAGAUCGACUUCCAUCCCGGACGCAAGGAUGAGGAGAAGGCCCCGCCUGAAGGCCGCCUACCUGACGCCACGGGCGGCUCCAACCACCUGAGGGACAUCUUCUACAAGAUGGGCCUCAACGACAAGGAGAUCGUCGCUCUUUCUGGCGCUCACACCCUGGGUCUGCUGGUUCUUCCCAGCGACAAGGCCCUUGUGGAGGACGCUGAGUUCAAGAAGUAUGUUGAGCUCUAUGCCAAGGAUGAGGAUGCCUUCUUCGCUGACUAUGCUGCGGCCCACCAAAGGCUAUCUGAGCUCGGGUUCGCGGAUGCUUGA
Messenger RNA from Closterium sp. NIES-65, 6759 nucleotides. The record is from the annotation of a GenBank genome assembly. NCBI's taxonomy places the organism in Eukaryota, Viridiplantae, Streptophyta, Zygnematophyceae, Desmidiales, Closteriaceae.